AUGGAUGCUCAACGAGCUCUGUUGGACGAACUUAUGGGGGCAGCUCGUAAUCUGACGGAUGAAGAGAGAAGAGGAUUUAAAGAGAUUAAGUGGGAUGAUAGAGAGGUCUGUGCAUUCUACAUGGUUCGAUUUUGUCCUCAUGAUCUCUUUGUUAACACCAAAAGCGAUCUUGGUGCGUGCUCUAGAAUUCAUGAUCCUAAGCUCAAAGAGAGCUUUGAGAACUCUCCAAGGCAUGAUUCCUAUGUUCCUAAGUUUGAGGCUGAGCUUGUUCAGUUUUGCGAGAAGCUGGUGAAUGAUCUUGACAGGAAGGUAAGGCGUGGACAAGAACGCCUUGCGCAAGAGCUUGAACCUCCUCCACCACCUUCUCUAUCUGGGGAGAAAGCUGAACAGCUCUCUGUUUUGGAGGAGAAGAUUAAGAACCUUCUCGAACAAGUUGAGGCACUUGGGGAAGAAGGUAAAGUCGAUGAAGCUGAAGCCCUCAUGAGGAAGGUGGAAGGGCUUAAUACUGAGAAGGCAAUGCUGAUACAGCGACCAAAUGACAAGGUACUAGCGAUGGUACAGGAGAAAAAGAUGGCGUUGUGUGAUGUUUGUGGUUCAUUCCUUGUCUCUAAUGAUGCUGUAGAAAGGACUCAGUCUCAUGUCACUGGGAAGCAGCAUGUUGGCUAUGGCAUGGUCCGGGAUUUUCUUGCUGAACAAAAAGCUGCUAAAGAUAAAGGAAGGGAAGAAGAAAGACUAGUCAGAGGAAAAGAAGCAGACGAUCAGAGGAAACCGAGGGACAAGGAAUCCGAGAGUAAGAGGAGUGGUUCCAGUGAUAGAGAAAGAUACCGUGAUCGAGACAGAGAUAGGGACAACAGACACAGAGACCAUGGUAGGAAUCAUAGAAAGCCUUAUGACAGGAGUUCCAGGAGUGGAAGAGAUGGUCGUGACCGAAGCAGGUCACGUUCUCCUCGUGGAAGGUCUGGUCACAGAAGGGUGUCGAGAAGUCCGGUUCGCCAGUACUAG
This is a messenger RNA of Eruca vesicaria subsp. sativa (arugula), 1002 nucleotides long. Lineage: Eukaryota; Viridiplantae; Streptophyta; Magnoliopsida; Brassicales; Brassicaceae. The record is from the annotation of a GenBank genome assembly.